AUGACAGGGCAGACUAAAAGACGAGGCUCCUACGGAAGACCCUGUGACCUUUGCGCUACUCGAAGAGUUCGAUGCGUGUUUGACAAUGAGGCUGACCGAUGCCGAGUCUGUGUGAACCACAAUGUUCAAUGUACUCAACAUCGAAUUCGAAGGAAAACAGGUCCCAAGAGCAAAGCUAGAGGAUCUUCCAGCUCUGAGAGUAAUGGUGCCUUUCGGGCUCCCACUGAAACGGUUGCUACGCCGAACAAUGCUCAAUUCCCCGAACCAACAGAGAUCAUGACUUUGACAAACCCUUAUUCGUUUCUUAUGGACCCUUAUUGUGCUCGUAUCCCUCUAGAUAAACUCAUAUCAAAUCUCCAGAUCUACCAAACGUGGUUCUACGGGUACUGGCCCAUGCUCUCUGUGGCUGAGAUUAUUCUGAAAGUGACGAGUAGUAAUGUGAUGAGUCAACAUACUACUUCCAUACGGCUUGAUGAGAACAAUGCUUUUUACUACAGUUUAGCAUGCUCUGUUUGCGCUGCUAUCGCUACCCAGAUGACUUUUGUUUCCACCAAGGAUAGAAUCUUCAGUGCGGAUGCAACGUUUCUGGGUUCCGAGUAUGCUGAUGAAGCAAAACGGGUACGUAGUUUGUUUGACUACACAUCUCAUCCGAAUGUCGAAACCCUUCUCUCUUCGUUCUUCCUUUAUGCUCACUACACAAACGUGCAAGGGAAGACAUCUCAGGCAAUCGUGUACCUACGGGAGGCAAUUUCCAUCAGUCAACUUCUUAGCUUUCAUGACCCAAAAACCUACGCCAAAAAGUCCGCAAUAGAGGGCCAUCGCUGGCGAAAAAUAUACUAUACUCUACUUGUGACAGAAAGAUUCGUGUGCUUUGAGGACGCUAUGCCAGUGAUCCUAGAUCCGUGCAUAGAUCUACCACUUCUUGAGAAUGAAGAGUACCCUAGUCUCUUAGCUGGCUUCAUUGAGCUAGCAAAAGUCUUUUCCGUUCCUGAUAAGCAUUUCUUUGAGGAAAUACAUCGUAAAGACGACCAGCAGAGGAUGCAAGCGUUUCGGGAUUAUAUCGAGAACCAGGAGGGCCUCAACAAAAGGAGGUACAUUCUUGAAGUGCAGACCAAACUUCGGCAACCCCUUGAUUCUCUUAAAAAUGCCUCCGACUCUCAGAAGCUCAAUAUCAUACUCUCUCGUUCGUGGAUUCAAGCCAUUGCGUGGCACAUCGCCUUUGAAAAUGGACUCAUGACAAAAAAACCCGAAUUCGAAGUCGAUUGCUUCACAAGAGAGUUCCCCAUUAGUAUCGCCACAGAUUUUCUUGGAGCUACUAAAGAUCUUCCAGCGGUUGCGUUCGAAGCCAAUGGUCCUGGUGUUUGUGUCAAGUUGCUCGAAAUCGCAAAUUCGCUUACAUUCGCCAAACCAUACCCAGAUAAUCCAACGCUACUAGCUGAAUGUCUAAAUACCUUGUUUAAGCUCGUGAAUCAGUUCAAGAAUCAUAUUUUACUUCCUUUGGACGUCUACAAUAAAGUUGCAGCAAAGCUCUCCUCCCUUUACACUACUGUUGACAGGCCGAUGUCGCUUGAAUGUGGGCCGGUAGCGGCGAACAUCCAAGAGCUCUUAGAUGAUGAAGACAAUGACUCAAGUUCAGACCUGGCACCUCCCGGUGACCUCAUAACGAGCACGAUGAGCUCACCAAAAGAAACACCUUUCACUGCACUAUUCAGACAAUUGGAGAGUGGUGAAGUGGUUCACCAGAAGGCCGUCAUGUGUUCGGACCCCCAGCCUACUGAGGUGGAGACGAAAGGGGACACAGGCACAUUUGCCAAGCACCAGUGGAGUUGUGCGUCCCCAUCUUUUGCCAGCUUCAUGCAUCCCCCAUGA
Messenger RNA from Candidozyma auris, 1869 nucleotides. RefSeq lists its product as uncharacterized. Gene Ontology annotation, biological process: regulation of DNA-templated transcription; DNA-templated transcription. Gene Ontology annotation, molecular function: DNA-binding transcription factor activity, RNA polymerase II-specific; zinc ion binding; DNA binding. NCBI's taxonomy places the organism in Eukaryota, Fungi, Ascomycota, Pichiomycetes, Serinales, Metschnikowiaceae. The coding region runs from base 1 to 1869 and encodes 622 amino acids. The record is from RefSeq and is a predicted model, not a curated record. The transcript has a single exon.